Messenger RNA from Aureobasidium namibiae CBS 147.97, 561 nucleotides. RefSeq names its product Ham1-like protein. Bases 1 to 561 code for a protein of 186 amino acids. The record is from RefSeq and is a predicted model, not a curated record. Gene Ontology annotation, biological process: nucleoside triphosphate catabolic process. The transcript is spliced from 5 exons. Gene Ontology annotation, molecular function: nucleoside triphosphate diphosphatase activity. Lineage: Eukaryota; Fungi; Ascomycota; Dothideomycetes; Dothideales; Saccotheciaceae. Gene Ontology annotation, cellular component: cytoplasm.
AUGGCACCCAGGCAGCUCAAUUUCAUCACCGGCAACAAGAACAAGUUGGCCGAAGUUCAAGCAAUCCUCGCCCCAACUGGAGUGGACCUCUCCAACCAAUCUGUGGACUUGCUUGAGAUCCAGGGCACCAUCGAGGAGAUUUCGAAGGACAAAUGUCGUAGAGCAGCAGACACAGUUGGUGGCCCGGUGCUUGUAGAAGACACAUGCUUGUGCUUCGACGCCUGGGACGAACUCCCAGGCCCAUAUGUCAAAUGGUUCAUGCAGUCGCUCGGCGUCAAGCAGUUCCACAAGCUUCUUGCUGGGUUUGAAGACAAGGGCGCCCAGGCCGUAUGCACAUUUGCAUACUCUGAAGGCCCUGGCCACGAACCCAUCAUCUUCCAAGGAAGAACCAAGGGCAAGAUUGUUGAGGCUCGUGGCCCCACCGACUUUGGAUGGGAUGCCUGCUUCGAGUAUGAAGGCCAGACAUAUGCCGAGAUGCCAAAGGUCGAGAAAAACAAGAUCUCGCACCGCGGCAAGGCGUUGGCCAAGUUGACUGAAUGGCUUGACGCCCACACUGAGUAG